This is a messenger RNA of Prorocentrum cordatum, 4548 nucleotides long. The record is from the annotation of a GenBank genome assembly. Lineage: Eukaryota; Dinophyceae; Prorocentrales; Prorocentraceae.
AUGGUGGUGAUGUCCUACCCGCUGGAGUACCUGAAGACGCAGAUGCAGCUCCAGUCGAAGGCCAACCCGGAGUACCACGGAAUGGUGGACUGCGCCAAGAAGACCGUCUCCAAGCACGGCUUCCAGGGCCUCUACCGAGGCGCCAGCGUGCGGAUAGUGGGUGCCGGCUGCCAGCAGAUGUGCCGAUGGGCGCACCGUGGCGUCCACGCGCAGCCUCUCGCGGACAGCAGCUGCCACGAGCCAGGCUGCCUCGGAAACCUGCCACUGGGCGCGCACACCCGAAGCGUCAGCUGGGCCUGCAUGUGCAGGCAAUCAAGGCAGUGCCUCGCCGUCCGCUCGGACGGUAGAGGCCGCGGGACAGGCGCCGCGAAGACCGUGGCCGAGCUCAAGCCAGACCUCCAGAACUUCCAGCGCCUGCGGCUUCCUCUGCUGAGCCCGCUCCAGCUGGCGCCAGCGAUGUUCCAGCCGAUUGGCGAGGUGCAGGCGACGGCGGGCAGCAGCAACAACAAGAGGACGGCGGUCGAGGCAGGGGUCGGGGGCGAGGGCAAGGACGACCCGCCAGACGUGGUGGGCCCCUUGGGCAAGGCGCUCGCCCGCUUGGUCCUGCAGCGCGAGGACAUGGCGAGGGCGGCUCACCGCGACGACAACUUUGUGGUUCCGCUCAAGCCGUCGCAGAAGAUGGCGAUCGCGCUCGACCAGGCUCUGGCGCACUACGAGGGCGAAGCCGCCAAGGCCAAGGAGAAGGCGAAGGAGAAGAAGGAGGUCUUCAUGGACAACCCGGUCGGCAAGCGGCCCGACGCGCUGGCUCGGGCCGUCCUGUUCCGCAUGGCGGAGGCCGUGGAGGGCAAGGAGGGGGCGUUGCUGGCGGCCGCAUCGCAGGGCAUCGAGCCGAUGGGCACCAAGGCCGCGUUGGACGAGCUCUUGCGCUUCGGGGCGCUGGUGCAGGACCAGAAGCGCAAGUUCGUGACGACGAGGUACUUCAAGGUGAACAGCAAGAACGAGGAGGAGGGCUCAGUGGAGGGCGAGCUCAAGUGGAUCUUUGCGGUGAACCACUACCCGAAUUUGAAGGAGUCGCUGAAGGUGCUCAGGCUCAAUGGCGCUCUGGCAGCUGUGGGCGUGAGCCUUCAGUGCGACAUAGCGACGAGGAGCCGGCCGUGCCAGGUCGCAAUUCCUGGCCAGUUCAGCGCCGGCCCCGUCGGCCGCGCGAUGGCCGCCAUUGGCACACGUGCCACGGCCGCGCAGCUGGUCCCCAUGCAGACGCUAAACAGUCUAGCCCAGCUGCCACAUCCGCCAGCUGAAGUACGGAAGAGAGAACAUCGUGAUGUCGCCCAGAGACGUCGGACCCGCGCCUUGAAGAUCUGGAGUUUCAACGCCGAAUCUACGCGGGUUGUCGGGCGCCUCGACGAGCUUCUGCAGCUCGCCAAGAAGGGGAACGUGGCUAUCUUCACCAUGCAGAGCACCCAGAUGGACCUGGGUAUGACCUGGAGGGCGGGGCAGUUCGAGGUGCACUCGUUGGCGCGCUCGGGUAAGGGCCAGCGCGGCGGCUGCCUCGUCGCCGUCAACGCGACCCACUUCAAGGGCUGUGAGGUCCGCUGCGAAAGCUUAUGGAUGCAGGGGCGGCUUCAUGGCAUCCGCCUCCGCAAUGGGCAUAGCACCCGCUUCGGGUGCGACAUCAGCAUCAUGAGCGGCUAUUCUCCCACGAACGAGCCAGGUCCCCGCUCGCACCGCCUGGGUGAUCACGCUGGCAACGCGCGCCUGCCUCCUCAUCUUCCCUGGGUAGGCUAUGCUGGCGCCAGCCGCAAGAUCCUGACCGUCAGCGACAGCGGGCACUCGCUGAUGGACCUGAUGGAAGACUACGGCCUCAUGGCGCUCAAUGCGUUCGGGAGCAGAGCGCGGUUCAACGGCGCGUGGCGUGCCCCUAUCGGAUCCUGGACCACCAUCGGCUACGAGAAGCGACUUCAUGAAUAUGGGCAAGACACGUGCGGCCGGGGCAAGCGCUACGACGCCCUAUCGGCCUACUUCAAUGAGCUGGAGGCGGUGGUGGUGAACGCGGCGCGGGCAGCUUGCAUCGAACCCCCCUCCCGUGGCGGCGUGAGUGCCGCAGUCUUCGGAGACUCUGCGAUCCAGCCCAUCGCGACCAAACGCUACUCGCAGCGGCUGUUGAGCGCAGUGCCCGAAUCAUCACACUGGUUCAGAAAUUGCAUCCAGGCCAAGUUCAACGAGGCAUCCAAGGCGGCGACCAAGGCGAUCAGGAGCGAGAAGCGCCAGCGCAUGGUUGCGCUCGCUGAGCUCGCAGAGCAGACUGCCGGCCAGAACAGCCCGAAUAAGCUCCACGCCAUUGUAGGAAAUUUAGCACCCAAGGCGCCAGCGCCGAUGAUGGCAGUGAACGGCUCAGCCACAGGACUCCCGUGCUUCGAUUUGGAGCGUGAUCGACAGGUACGGAUUCGAAGCGUAUGCGAACUAUGCGACGGGCAAGCCAUGGAACUUGACGAUCUCCCCCCUUGUCGCGGUGCGGCUGAAAGAGACGAUGGCAGGACAAGCCCCUGCGACAUUCGGGACGUCGAGCAGAGCAUCCUGGACCUGCUUAGUCUGACGGGCGGCCCCGCGCUGUAUUGGCCACUGCUUGACCCGCCCGUCAGCGCGGUCGCCGAGACAUGGAAGCUGGCGAUCGACAUGCUGGCGGCCUCCCUCCUGCAGGCCCAUGACAAGCUCGUGGCUCAAGUUGCGGAGAUCCAGACCCAACAGAACUACGCGAGCGUCACAGUGUUCCUUGACCCCUCCCUCAAGCGUAUCAGAACCAACAACGGCUUGGAAGUUGAGGACUGCACCGCGGUCGACCUGACGUUCGCUGAGGUUGAGGAAUGCGACGACGUCUCCACCUUCUUGGCAAUUGUGAACAGCGAGAUCGAGCAUGGUGGCAUGCAGGUGAAUGGAAAGAAGACCGAACUCUUAUUGAUACCAUCGGGGGUGGGCAGCAUGCAGCGGUUACAGCGCAUCAGGGAUCGCGCCACCGGUAUCCCCACAGUGGAGUACCUCGGUGUCCAGUUAGCAGCCACUGGCAGCUACCAGAUCGAGGUGGCCCGCGGGAUCCAAUCGCCCCUCUUUCUAAGCGUGAACUGGCUCGACUCGAAGCGUGGCAAGUACGCGAGCUCCGAGGGCUACGGCAAUCGCCGGGUCAAAGUGGUCAGGCAGCAGCUCUGUGCCAAGCCCUGCCCGCGCUGGCUGCGCCCGUCGGGCGAGGCGAUGUUCAUGCCGAUCAGCGAGGUCCAGGGGGCGCCAAGCAGCGGCCGGAAGAGAGCGGCAGCGGACGCUGUCGGCGGGGGCGAGGACAAGGCCGCGGGCGACAUCGUGGGCCCGCUCGGCAUAGCGCUCGCGCGCCUGGUGCUGCAGCGCGAGGACUUGCCGAGGGCGAACCGCCGAGGCGACAACUUCGUGAUGGCGCUCAAGCCGCAGAGCAAGCUGGAGAUGCGCUGGAUCAGGCCCGACGCGCUGGCGAAGGCGGUGAUCUUCCGCAUCAGCGAGGCGGCGGUGAGCAACAUAGAUCAGAUGAUGGCGGCAGCGGAACAGGGCCUGAACCCACAGGAGGCCAAGGAGGCGCUGGACGUGCUGAUCUCCAUGGGGACCAAGGUGCAGGACCCCGCGGCGAAGUUCGUGGCCGCGCGCUGCUUCAGUGUCAAGACAGGCGCGCAGAAGGACGAGGAGGACGCCGAGGGCAUGGGGGUCAAAUGGAUCUUCGCGAUCAAUCACUACCCGAAGUUCAAGAUGCCCCUGGCGGUGCCCCGCGAGAACGGGGCGCUCGCAGCUGCGGGCAUCCACCUGUGCUUCGACGUCGCCGCGUGGUCUGCUUCGAUCGGUGUGGUCGGCAACACCAUCAGUGGCAUGGGCGCUGGCGUCACCGAGGCGAUCAUCGCCGUGACCCCCGUGGAGACGAUCAAGACGCGCGUCACCGACGACCUGCGCCGCGGCACAGGCCAGUACAAGGGCUCCGGGGAUGCGGUGGUGAAGAUCCUGAAGAGCGCGGGGCUCGGAGCCUCCUCGCUCGCUCGCUCGCUCGCUCCUGCUCGCUCCUGCUCGGAGCAGGGGGCAGCUCCUCGCUCGCUGCUCGCUCGCUCGCUCGCUUGCUCUUCCUGCUCCUGCUCCCUCUCCUCCUCCUCCUCCUCCUCCUCGUCCUCCUCCUCCGCCUCCUCCUUCUCCGCCUCCUCCGACGAAGGCGGCGACGACGACGACGGCGACGACAACAACGGCGAUGACGGCGACGACGACGACGAAGACGACGUCGACGAAGACGACGACGACGACGACGCCGACGACGACGCCGACGACGACGACGACGACGACGACGACGACGCCUGGGCCGGCGGGGUGGCGGACUUGCCGCACGGGCGGGCAACCGACGAGGACGACGACUCUCGACGACCACGUCGCUGCGGCCGCCGCCCUCCGCGCUGCCGCCGAGGGCCGCCGAGGGCCGCCGGGGGCCGCCGCCGAGGGCCGCCUGCCGAGGGCUGCCGCCGAGGGCCGCCGCCGCGGGCCGCCGAGUGCCGUUGA